This is a messenger RNA of Paraglomus occultum, 1779 nucleotides long. NCBI's taxonomy places the organism in Eukaryota, Fungi, Glomeromycota, Glomeromycetes, Paraglomerales, Paraglomeraceae. The record is from the annotation of a GenBank genome assembly.
AUGAAGUUUUUUUGCUUUCAUAACAAGAAAAAGUCAAAAAAAGCAAAAACUAAAGAUGUGGCUCCUCCGCCCGUCUCCGAAGUAACAACAGUACCAGUAACGACAAUCAACACUACGCCUACUCUCGUCGCUCUAACUGAAUCAGAGAAACAAAAUCUUACGAAAGAAUAUUCGAAACGGUUUACCAAAUUAGAUCUUCCGGAAGAACGCUUGAAACGUUAUGUUGACGAAGUCCAGGAGGACUAUCUCGAAAAGGGAGAGAGAAACAAAGCUGCUGCAUUACGUGAAAAUGCCAUAUCCAAGACACUCAGUAAAAUCAAACGCUCGAUGGAAGUCGAUUUUUGCUUUGUCUUGGACUGCACUGACUCUAUGUUGGGACAUAUUGCUGCGGCUAAAGAUUGCAUCAUGCAAGUGGUAAACUACGUCAAGAUGACCAACCCUUGUAUUAAACUUUCUAUCGGCUUUGUCGGCUAUCGUGAUUUUUGCGAUGGAAAUAAACGUCUGGAGAUUUUCAAUUUUACCAAUUCAUACGAAAGCUUCAAAGCUAAAUUGGCUGCCGUUCCAGCGACCGGUGGUGGUGACGCAGCAGAAGACGUCCUCGGUGGUCUAAAUGCAGCCAUAACUCGAAUGAAUUGGCGACAGGGUACUCGCAUUCUUCUUCACCUUGGCGAUUAUCCGCCACAUGGUAAACAGUAUAAUAAGCACAUUCACAAUGCGGCCGAGAACCGCAAUUACGACAGUCAUCCAAAGGGCGAUCCAAACGGCCUGACAGCAGAGAGCGUCCUCGGUGAGAUGCAGAAGGAAAACAUUUUGUAUUUCUUUGGCAAAAUAACAGACGAAACAGACCUGAUGGUUCAGAUCUUCCAGAAAGUAAUGGGAGAGUUUCCGGUAUUCGAUCUUGUUGGCGGAGAUCCGAUUGCGCUGGUCGAUAAACUAUACAAAGCCGCCUGUUCGGCGAUUACCACCUCGAUCACGCUGACUAGCAGUAUAGGAAGCGAUACCACCAAGACUAUAUAUUCUUUGCGGCAGAAAAAACUCGAAAUGAACCCGAACGAACCUGAUUGGAGUACAUCCUCAUCGUAUUCUGGAGUGAUUUUGUGGUACCGUAUACCUAAAACCCUGAACCAGCUAAAGGAUCCCGAGUAUUUCAACAAAUCGAAUCUCUUUUCCCGAAAUUACAACUUUAAAAUAUCCAAAGACCCGUUUUCCGCUGGUGCCGAGAGAUACGCAUACUUUGGUCUUCAAACCGACAAGGAACCACAUCGAAAAGUGGUGAUGAAGGAAUACCUUAGUAUCGGUCAAACCAAUCCCAUUGAAAAAUAUCUCGAGGCGGUAGAAGUGUCUACUGUCGCUUAUUACCUGUCUGCCAAAUUUAAUUUGGCGACGAAACGAAUGGACGUUAAACGGGUAUAUUUCCUUGAUGCAGAGCUUUUACGUUGUACCAUUGAUUUCAAGACGCAGUACUAUACGGUAGAGCCAAGACUUGCAGGCGCACAAUUUAAGCGAUUCAAUGUAAAUAGUGGCGUCAUUGUGGAACAUCGUCCUACGCUAGAAGCAUUCGCUCACUUUACAUACGAGCAUACUAAGAAAUAUUUAGUAGUUUAUGACCUGCAAGGAAUUGAACUUUCCGAUCGGUUCUUCCUAACAGAUCCAGCAAUACAUUGUGUUGACCCAUUGAGAUUCGGAAAGACAAACCUUGGUCAUAAAGGAAUCAAUGACUGUUUUAUGGCAAACCAUAAAUGUAACGAGGUCUGUAAUAUGUUAGGAUUGAGCAAGUAA